CCACCGGCGUGGAAGAGAAGGACGCGCGGCCUCUGGCGCCUCUCCGGCGACCUCCUCGCGGACUAUGUCCCCAGCGGGGCGGCGUGGCGUGCUCUGAUCGCUGGGGUCCCUGCGCUCCUACAGCCAUGGGCUCGGGGAGACGACGUGAGACGACCGCCGUGCCGUUGCUGGUGGCCGUGGCUGCGUUGCUGGUGGGCGCAGCUGGCCACCUGUACCCUGGAGAGGUGUGCCCUGGCAUGGACAUCCGGAACAACCUGACCAGGCUACAUGAGCUGGAGAACUGCUCAGUCAUCGAGGGCCAUCUGCAGAUACUCCUGAUGUUCAAAACGAGACCCGAAGAUUUCCGAGACCUCAGUUUCCCCAAACUCAUCAUGAUCACUGACUAUCUGCUUCUUUUCCGUGUGUACGGCCUGGAGAGUCUGAAAGACCUCUUCCCCAACCUUACUGUCAUCCGAGGCUCCCGCCUCUUCUUCAACUAUGCUCUAGUCGUCUUUGAGAUGGUCCACCUGAAGGAGCUGGGGCUCUACAACCUCAUGAACAUCACGCGCGGCUCCGUCCGCAUUGAGAAGAACAACGAGCUCUGUUACCUGGCCACCAUUGACUGGUCCCGGAUCCUGGAUUCUGUGGAGGACAACUACAUCGUGCUCAACAAAGAUGACAACGAGGAAUGUGGGGAUGUCUGUCCGGGCACUGCCAAGGGCAAGACCAACUGCCCGGCCACUGUCAUCAAUGGGCAGUUUGUGGAACGCUGCUGGACACACAGCCAUUGCCAGAAAGUUUGCCCGACCAUCUGUAAGUCACACGGCUGCACCGCCGAAGGCCUGUGCUGCCACAAGGAGUGCCUAGGCAACUGUUCGGAACCCGAUGACCCCACCAAGUGUGUGGCCUGUCGCAACUUCUACCUGGACGGUCGGUGCGUGGAGACCUGCCCGCCUCCCUACUACCACUUCCAGGACUGGCGCUGUGUGAACUUCAGCUUCUGCCAAGACCUUCACUACAAAUGCAGGAACUCCAGGAAGCCUGGCUGCCACCAGUACGUCAUUCACAACAACAAGUGCAUCCCUGAGUGUCCUUCUGGCUACACCAUGAACUCCAGCAACUUGAUGUGCACCCCGUGUCUGGGACCCUGUCCUAAGGUCUGCCAAAUCCUCGAUGGCGAGAAGACCAUUGACUCCGUGACAUCUGCCCAGGAGCUCCGAGGCUGCACUGUGAUCAAUGGCAGCCUGAUCAUCAACAUUCGAGGGGGCAACAACCUGGCAGCUGAGCUGGAGGCUAACCUUGGCCUCAUUGAAGAAAUCUCAGGGUUCCUAAAAAUCCGGCGCUCCUAUGCUCUAGUAUCACUUUCUUUCUUCCGGAAGCUACAUCUGAUUCGAGGAGAGACCUUGGAAAUCGGGAACUAUUCCUUCUACGCCUUGGACAACCAGAACCUCAGGCAGCUCUGGGACUGGAGCAAACACAACCUCACCAUCACUCAGGGCAAGCUGUUCUUCCACUACAACCCCAAACUCUGCUUGUCGGAGAUUCACAAGAUGGAAGAAGUUUCCGGAACUAAGGGCCGCCAGGAGAAGAACGACAUUGCCCUGAAGACCAAUGGGGACCAGGCAUCCUGUGAAAAUGAGUUACUUAAAUUUUCUUUCAUUCGGACAUCUUUUGACAAGAUCUUGCUGAGGUGGGAGCCCUACUGGCCUCCCGACUUCCGAGACCUCCUGGGAUUCAUGCUCUUCUACAAAGAGGCCCCUUAUCAGAACGUGACGGAGUUUGAUGGACAGGAUGCUUGUGGCUCCAAUAGCUGGACUGUGGUAGAUAUUGACCCACCCCAGAGGUCCAACGACCCCAAGUCUCAGACCCCGAGCCACCCUGGGUGGCUAAUGCGAGGCCUCAAGCCCUGGACUCAAUAUGCCAUCUUUGUGAAGACCUUGGUUACCUUCUCCGAUGAACGCCGGACCUACGGAGCCAAAAGUGACAUCAUCUAUGUGCAGACAGAUGCCACCAAUCCUUCUGUCCCCCUGGACCCCAUCUCGGUUUCUAACUCCUCCUCUCAGAUUAUCUUAAAGUGGAAGCCCCCCUCCGACCCCAAUGGCAACAUCACGCACUACCUGGUCUACUGGGAGAGGCAGGCCGAGGACAGCGAGCUGUCUGAGUUGGAUUAUUGUCUCAAAGGGCUGAAGCUCCCCUCGCGGACCUGGUCCCCGCCUUUUGAAUCCGACGAUUCUCAGAAGCACAAUCAGAGCGAAUAUGAGGACUCGGCCAGUGAGUGCUGCUCGUGCCCUAAGACUGACUCUCAGAUCCUGAAGGAGCUGGAGGAGUCUUCAUUCAGGAAGACCUUCGAGGAUUACCUGCACAACGUGGUCUUUGUGCCCAGAAAAACCUCUUCAGGCAAUGGUGCCGAGGACACUAGGCCAUCUCGAAAGCGGAGAUCCCUUGAGGAGGUGGGGAAUAUGACGGCCACCAUGCCUACACUUCCAGAUUUUCCCAAUAUUUCAUCCACCAUUGUGCCCACGAGUCAGGAGGAGCACAGGCCGUUUGAGAAAGUGGUGAACAAGGAGUCGCUUGUCAUCUCUGGCCUGAGACACUUCACUGGCUACCGCAUUGAGCUGCAGGCAUGCAACCAAGACUCCCCAGAUGAGAGGUGCAGCGUGGCUGCUUACGUCAGUGCGCGGACCAUGCCUGAAGCUAAGGCAGAUGACAUCGUUGGCCCUGUGACCCAUGAAAUCUUUGAGAACAAUGUUGUACACUUAAUGUGGCAAGAGCCAAAGGAACCCAAUGGUCUGAUUGUGCUGUAUGAAGUGAGCUAUCGGCGAUAUGGCGAUGAGGAGCUUCACCUCUGUGUCUCCCGGAAGCAUUUUGCCCUGGAGCGGGGCUGCAGGCUGCGAGGGCUCUCCCCAGGAAACUACAGUGUUCGAGUCCGGGCCACAUCGCUGGCAGGCAAUGGCUCCUGGACAGAACCCACCUACUUUUAUGUGACCGAUUAUUUAGAUGUCCCAUCAAAUAUUGCCAAAAUUAUCAUUGGGCCCCUCAUCUUCGUCUUCCUCUUCAGUGUUGUGAUUGGAAGUAUUUAUCUAUUCCUGAGAAAGAGGCAGCCGGAUGGGCCAAUGGGACCAUUGUAUGCAUCUUCAAACCCUGAGUACCUCAGUGCCAGUGAUGUGUUUCCUUCUUCUGUGUACGUGCCGGACGAGUGGGAGGUGCCUCGAGAGAAGAUCACCCUCCUGCAAGAGCUGGGGCAGGGAUCCUUUGGUAUGGUGUAUGAGGGCAAGGCCAAGGAUAUCAUCAAGGGCGAGGCAGAGACCCGUGUUGCAGUGAAGACUGUCAAUGAGUCAGCCAGUCUCCGAGAACGGAUCGAGUUCCUCAACGAGGCAUCAGUCAUGAAGGGAUUCACCUGCCAUCAUGUGGUCCGCCUCCUUGGGGUGGUGUCCAAGGGCCAGCCAACACUGGUAGUGAUGGAAUUGAUGGCUCAUGGAGACCUGAAAAGCCACCUCCGUUCUCUGCGACCGGAUGCUGAGAAUAACCCAGGCCGUCCUCCCCCUACCUUGCAAGAAAUGAUUCAGAUGACAGCAGAAAUUGCUGAUGGCAUGGCAUACUUGAAUGCCAAGAAGUUUGUGCACCGGGACCUGGCAGCUCGAAACUGCAUGGUUGCUCAUGAUUUUACCGUCAAAAUUGGAGACUUUGGGAUGACGAGAGACAUCUACGAGACAGAUUACUAUCGGAAAGGGGGUAAGGGCCUGCUGCCCGUGCGGUGGAUGUCACCUGAGUCCCUGAAGGAUGGAGUCUUCACCGCCUCUUCUGAUAUGUGGUCCUUUGGGGUGGUCCUUUGGGAAAUCACUAGCCUGGCUGAGCAACCUUACCAAGGCCUGUCUAACGAACAGGUGUUGAAAUUUGUCAUGGAUGGAGGCUAUCUGGAGCCACCUGAUAAUUGUCCUGAGAGACUUACUGACCUGAUGCGCAUGUGCUGGCAUUUCAACCCCAAGAUGAGGCCAACCUUCCUGGAAAUCGUCAACCUGCUCAAGGAUGACCUCCACCCCAGCUUUCCAGAAGUUUCCUUCUUCUACAGUGAAGAGAACAAGGCUCCUGAGAGUGAGGAGCUGGAGAUGGAGUUCGAGGACAUGGAGAAUGUCCCCUUGGAUAGGUCCUCUCACUGUCAGAGGGAAGAGGCUGGCAGCCGGGAGGGAGGGUCCUCUCUGAGCAUUAAACGGACCUAUGACGAACACAUCCCGUACACCCACAUGAACGGGGGCAAGAAGAAUGGGCGCGUGCUCACCCUGCCCAGGUCAAACCCUUCCUAACAGCGCCUGCUGGGGGAGGAGUCUUUCUGUUUUUAAACUCUUCUCUAGUUUGACCGCCUCCAGGAAACUCAGGAUUAUCAGGACUCGACCCAGAUGUGAAACUGAGCUCAGAGAUAGUUCAUACACAUUUCUGUUUGUCUUUUGACCUACAAAUAUACACAUGUGAUUGCCAACCCUGCAAGCCGGCGGCGGAGGGCUAACUGUGAACCUCUAGGGGUUGGGCUUUCCGUGGCUCUGCCCCUCCCCCGGCCACGGUUUCAAACCAGGAUUUUGUUGUUGCUGUUGUUUUCCUCAUAGAUUGAAAGAACGCACCUGUUUUUACAGGUGUUUUUCUUUUCUUGCUAGUGUCGGAGUUACAGUUAGUUGUCAAAGACAGAAUUUAUUUAUGGAGCACAAGUCAGAAAGCAAAGAAGAGACAGAAAAAAAACAAAAACAAAAAGCCCAACCCAGAACCCUGUUUUAGCUUGGGCUUUGAGAAGGUUUCAUUAAUCUGAGAGAAGGAUUUUAUUUUAUUUUAGUUUUUUUUUUUUUCUCAUUCACAAAAUCAGUUCCUCAAAUUGACCAAUAGCUGCUGCUUUCAUAUUUUAUUUUGGGAAAGGGUGUGUAGUCCUAAGUGUGUGUUCAUGUGCACACUAGUGUGCAUCUGUGUGUGCGUUGUGUCCAGGUUAGAGAACACAGGGUGGGGUGGGGGUUGUGUGUGUGUAAAAUAUUAUCUGGACAGAUGCUUGGGGAACUGGCUCAGGAAGCUCCUGAUGCUUGGAGUAGGUGACCUCACAUUGUCCUUCCUUCUUACUAACUCAGCGUCUGUCCCUCCAGAGAUGCUUCUCAGUCAGUCAGAAGUCUUGCUCAGGGGUCUUCUUUCCCUCCCUUUGGCAAUGUUUUCCAAAAACCAAGGGAGGACCGUUUGGUCUGGAUUCAUCAGGGGUGUUUGGAAGACCAAACAAAGCAAAGGACACACACACAAACACACACACACACACACACACACACACACACACACACACACACGGGAAGUAGAAGUCAGAUGACAGUUUUGAGAAUAUAUUUGUAACAUAUUUAAUGCUUAAGGAAUCUCUGGCAUGAGCCUAAUAAGUUAUUAUUUCCUAGUAGGCACACCUGCCUAUGUGGGGAGACAGGACAGUGCGUGAGUCGCCUCUGUGUUUGGUCUUUGAAGCACACGUUUUUCUGAGAAUUAUACCACAUUAGCUGCUAGCCCUUCAGGACACGGUGAGGUCUUGUGGAGUAUGUGAGAAACUGGAUUUUUGACUGGUUCUGCUAGCAAGAUGGACUGGAUGUUUCUUGCUUGGAUACACUGGUGGUUACCUGGAACUGAGCUGGCCUUCCAGAACACCUGUGUUCAUCUUCGGGUUCUUCUCUGCUUGUGUACCUCACCUCUUCAAGGCCUACAUGUUGCUCAGUUAUUGUAUUAAACACAGCAAACUCAUCCCAAAGACCAAUGACACAGAUGGACUUUGAGAACACUAAGCAAUAUAUAAGGAGAUGUGCCCUGGGAUAGCUGUUGGUCUCCUCCACCCUUGGGACAUCUCCUAUCCUCCACACUAACCUCCCACAGCUGCUCCUGGUUCCAGGAACCUCAGCUCGGGCCAGGUGUGGCUCCUGAGUAUGCCUCAGUCUGGAGGAGGCAACAUCAGAGACUUUCUUCCCACCGCUAAGAACUUGUGAAAGGAUGUGAACCCACAGCUUCUUCUCUUUGCAUAAAAACCACAGCUGCUCAAGUGAAAGAAACAAACAACCAUGGUGAACUCAUGGACUGGGGCUCAAAAUCCUCCCACACAUUCUUCCCUGUGUGCAUUUCCCCACAGAUAUUUGAAACCCUUCUCUAGGAGAUGUGAGAUAAAGACCCAGUGUCCACCCCCAAACCCUCUUAUUCUUGGUUGAGAACAUGAGUAGACACGAAUCCUGAUUGCCAGUUACUGUCCAGUUUGUAUUAGAAAAAUGGCAGAUGUAAAAAUGUUACCAGGGAACUCAGUGAUUGGUACAAGAAGCAAGAGUCACAGUUUUUUCACCCAGAUCACUUUGUAAAUAGAGGGUCUGUGCAUCAAUGGAAGACAUGGAGCUCUGGUAUUUGUUGUUUAUUUUUCCUUUUCACAGUAAAUUUGUAGUGGUCAGAUGCUACACUAGCAGGAAUUUCCACAUUUUUUCUAAUUCAAAAGGUUUUCUUAUAUUACUGGGGAAAGUAUUUAUUUUAAUAUAUAAAAUCACUCUUGAAAAUCACUUUUGUAAAAAAAUGGUGUGCAUGUAACAUUUUUUUUAUCAAGGAAAAAUAAAAACAGGUGAGUGUG
Peromyscus eremicus (cactus mouse) is the source of this 6583-nucleotide messenger RNA. It is a transcript of the gene Insr, whose product is annotated as insulin receptor. Gene Ontology annotation, molecular function: ATP binding; insulin receptor activity; insulin receptor substrate binding. Gene Ontology annotation, biological process: protein autophosphorylation; multicellular organism development; positive regulation of phosphatidylinositol 3-kinase/protein kinase B signal transduction. Bases 126 to 4280 code for a protein of 1384 amino acids. The transcript is spliced from 22 exons. The record is from RefSeq and is a predicted model, not a curated record. Lineage: Eukaryota; Metazoa; Chordata; Mammalia; Rodentia; Cricetidae. Gene Ontology annotation, cellular component: axon; membrane; insulin receptor complex.